GUGAGUCCAGUCUUGAGCUGCAGCUUGGACAGUGAGGAGCUUAUUCUCCUGCCUCUCCCCUCCCCGGAAUGUGAUUGGAGUCAGUUUGAAUUUGCCUUCGACUAUUGCCGGGAGAGCCGAUGACCCGCGACUGAUAUCGAUUUCCCCCACCUGCCCUAAUCGGAACUAGCCAUGUCUCGCCCAAACGGGCCAGGUAUCGGUACCAACUCCGGACUGACCGAGCCCCCCACGGGCGGCGCGGAGAGAGCCGCCGCCGCCGGGGUAUCGGUUACUAAUCGGGGAGGUAUCGAAUCGAUUAGUCCCCGGGGAGGAGCGGGAGCGACGUUGCUGGAGUUGGCCACCGAUUCCGGGCUCUGGGCGAGGGGCAGGGGGGAGCCCAGCUCGGGUAUCGGCGCAGGUAUCGGAUCCGAUACCAACCUGACGGGCGAGGAGAGCCCGCCGUUCCUCACCGAUUCCUGGCUGGUGCCCCUGCUCUUCGCGUUGAUCAUGUUGCUGGGACUAGUCGGAAACUCGCUGGUGAUUUAUGUGAUCAGCAAACACCGGCAGAUGAGGACGGCCACCAAUUUCUACAUCGCAAAUCUGGCUACGACAGACAUCAUCUUCCUGGUAUGCUGUGUUCCAUUUACAGCCACACUGUAUCCACUGCCCAGCUGGGUAUUUGGAGACUUCAUGUGCAAAUUUGUUAACUACUUACAGCAGGUGACUGUCCAGGCGACAUGUAUCACGCUCACUGCGAUGAGUGUGGAUCGUUGUUAUGCGACUGUUUACCCUCUCCGGUCACUGCGUCACCGUACUCCGAGGCUAGCGAUGGCGGUCAGUGUGCUUAUCUGGAUCGGUUCCUUCCUCUUGUCCGUUCCCAUGGCAAUGUACCACAGGUUGGAGCGGGGUUACUGGUACGGGCUGCAGACUUAUUGCAUCGAAGCCUUUCCGACAGCAUCGCAGCAGCGAGCCUUCAUCGUGUACACGUUUCUCGCAGUCUACCUGCUUCCCUUGCUCACCAUCUGCGUGUGCUACACCAUCAUGUUGAAGCGAGUGGGCCAGCCCAUGGUUGAACCCAUCGAUAACAACUAUCAGCAAGUCCCCCACUUAUCGGAGAGGUCGGUCGCUAUGAGGACCAAGGUGACCAAGAUGGUGGUGGUGAUUGUCUUGCUGUUUACCAUCUGUUGGGGCCCCAUCCAACUCUUCAUCCUCUUCCAGGGCUUUUACAUCAACUUCCAGGCCACCUAUGAGACCUACAAAAUCAAAACUUGGGCCAACUGCAUGUCAUACGCUAACUCUUUGAUCAACCCUAUCGUCUAUGCCUUCAUGGGCGAGAGUUUCAGAAAGUCCUUCAAGAAAGCUUUCCCCUUUAUGUUCAGGAAACGAGUAAGAGACAGCAGUAUUGCCAAUGGCUCCAGGAAUGCAGAAAUGAAGUUUGUCACAGAGGAGUCUUAAGGUCUUGGAAGAUGACAAUUGACUUUGAUUAUCGAUAAAUCAGUUAUCGUUAACCGAAUGGCAAAUGGAAAUUCUUCGUCAUUGACUCGUAAUGCUUGGAAUUAGGUGAGCCAUAUAAUGACAUUUGCCAAGAUUCUAGAUAAAGACCUUGUGAAUGCUUUCCAUGUGUUGGAGAGUUCACAAUUCAGCCCAACAGCUCGGUGUAGACUCGAUUGGCUGAAGGGCCUCAUCUCCACUGUAUGAUUCUAAGUCCAUUCCCUCCAUGACGCAUCUAACAUACUGACCACCCAACCCCCCCCCCCCCCAUCUUGGAGUUUAACUAUUCCAAUGAUCCAUCGCAGCUCUAUUGGAGCUAUCCAACUCAACUGAUCUCUUGACAUCAACCCAACCCAACCCAACUCAGAGUCAAGGACAAACUUCCAGUCUUCGAGUGAGGCUUAUUGUUGUCAAAUAGUACAUACGUUGGGUCAACUCGGGGAUGAAUACCCUCCAGAUAUUCAUAACACUUCGUCAGAUAGAUUAGUUUAGAUUAGAUUCCCUACAGUUUGGAAACAGGCCCUUUGGUCCAACAAAUCCACACCGACCCUCCGAAGAGUAACCCACCCAGACCCAUAGGACCGGAGCUAACACAGGAGCCACAUUCCAAACUGCAAAACUCUAGAUUAGCCACGCGAUUAAUGGAUGGGAGGAAGAUGGUAAAAGUUGCUAACAGGCUCUUGGUUAUGUAGGGGGCAAGAGAGUUGAGCAUCAUUGACUCGUGCCUGAACAGACAAAUGCUGGGAGGUGACUCCCCAUCAGAAAAGAGGUUGCAGUGUAACGUGGAGGAUUUGCAUUAACAUUUGGUACCCUCUGCACUUUCAAUGUCAGUUAAUUUUUACUUUUGACAGUGUAGCUUCUUGUUGUAAUUUAGAAAUAUCCAAGUCAUUUUAUGCACAAUAAAGGAUCACAAGCAGCUGUGGAAAUGCAUGAUAAAAAGAGAUGUGUUUUCAGUGACGUCUGCAAUAUAGCUUUUGUUCAGGACACAGGCAAGAGUGCUUCAAUUGUUUUUCAAAAAGCUUGGGGUCUUGUUUUAACAACUGUUAUGGACCAGACCAAACCCCCUCAAAAUAUAUCAAGAAGGUAGCCUAGACCC
This is a messenger RNA of Chiloscyllium plagiosum (whitespotted bambooshark), 2566 nucleotides long. RefSeq names its product G protein-coupled receptor 54-like. The record is from RefSeq and is a predicted model, not a curated record. Gene Ontology annotation, biological process: G protein-coupled receptor signaling pathway. Gene Ontology annotation, cellular component: plasma membrane. Gene Ontology annotation, molecular function: G protein-coupled receptor activity. Lineage: Eukaryota; Metazoa; Chordata; Chondrichthyes; Orectolobiformes; Hemiscylliidae.